GAUUUUCCCAGACUUUUGUCUAAGCGUCAUGGUUGAGCAUGUUGGCUGUCAUGAUCUAUACGAGGCCCAGCCGCCGGAUAAAGCUUGCCCGAAUUUGUCAUGGAAAGUUCGGGCGCGGAAUCCACCAUGCAGCCCACAGCAGAGGAUUACCUAGAGCAACCCGGCUCGGACGAGAAACCCGACUACGAUCCUUAUCUGAUAGAUUCUUUCGAAGAGGGAGACCCUGCGAAUCCACAGAACUGGAGCAAGCUGCAGCGAUGGUAUCUUACCGUCUUCUCAGGCCUCUUGGUACUGAAUGCAACAUUCGCGAGCGCUGCGCCUUCUGGAAUCGCCCCUCUGUUGGCAGAGCAUUACCAUCUCUCGGCAGAGGGGACGACUUUGGCCCUCUCUCUUUUCAUCACUGGUUAUAUCGUGGGGCCUAUGCUCUGGGGACCUUUAAGUGAACAACUGGGAAGGCGGCCUAUUGCGAUCUAUCCAUUUAUUAUAUAUACGAUCUUUCAAGUGGCUGCGGCCUUGGCGAACAACGCAGCCUCACUUCUGAUCUUCCGUUUUAUCGGCGGGAUGUUUGCUGCCGCUCCUCUCACCAAUUCGGGUGCCAUCAUUGCCGAUGUGUGGGAUGCCAGCACACGAGGCAAGGCAUUAGCUCUUUUUACCCUAGCGCCCUUUGCUGGCAAGUUCUUUUUCACUGAGUGGUAUGGUCCGUAACCGGACUCAGGCCCCGCUGUCGGCCCAACCGUAGCAGGAUUCAUCGCCGUGACCGGCACAGACUUUCACUGGAUCUUUUGGAUCCAAGCUAUCUUUGCAGCUGUUUGCACUAUCCUGGCAUUUUUUACCGUCCCGGAAACAUAUGUGUAAGGGCAUUUGGCUGCGAUUGAUUCGUCGUCUCGAAUGCUGCUACAGGCCGGUCCUUUUGGUGGCUGCGGCUGCAAAGAAGCGGGAUGAAACAGGCGAUGCUAAAUACUAUGCUCGCCUCGAAACUGCCAAAGUUUCGAUGGCAGAGAGAUUUGAAAGCAUCGUGGCUCGGCCUUUCAAGGUCUUGGGGACUGAGCCUAUGCUGAUCGUCCUCACGUUUUACAUGAGCUUCGUUUAUGGAUGCCUAUAUCUCUUAUUCGAGGCAUAUCCGAUUGUUUUCACACGAGGCCAUGGUUUGAAUCCUGGCGUGUCUGGCCUGACGUUCUUUCCAAUCUUGCUCGGUGGUGUCGCUGGUGUCAUGCUCUCGAUUAUUGUUUUCAACCCGCGUUACGAGAAGAAAGUGGCGGAGCUUGCGCCGGCUCCCGUUCCUCCGGAAUUCCGUCUAGAAAUGACAUUGCUAGCUGCUCCCCUAUACGCGAUAUCGUUCUUUUGGUUUGGAUGGACGUCAUAUCCUAGCAUCAGCCUGUGGGCUCCCAUGAUGUCUGGAGGGAUUAUGGGACUUGCUAUCAAUGGCAUUUUCCUCUCUCUUUUCAAUUAUAUCAUAGACACAUAUCUCCAUGUCGCAGCCACAGCUCUUGCGGCAAACACCAUCAUCCGCUCCAUCUUCGGUGCUGUCUUUCCACUUUUCGCAACACAGAUGUUCGAUGGCCUUGGCCCCCAGUGGGCUGCGUCGGUGCUCGGUUUUGUCGCGCUGGCCAUGGUUCCUGUGCCCAUCGUUCUCAUCAGGUAUGGUCCCUACCUUCGUUCAAAAUCUCGGCAUGCGCCGACCUGAGCAGCAACACGGUAUUCCCGAGACUCUCAUACAGUAUAUUACAUAGCACACAUUCGUUAGAUUUGUUCCGCAUCCGCCUUGUUCUGCCCGUUUCUCCCACUUUGCUGGCCUAAGCGGACAGGUGAACACUGGCCAUCAUGAGCCAUCACACCGUGACAUGUGACGUGACAUUCUCACUCGCCGCUUUCCACUACCAUGCCGCCGUUAGCUCUGCAAGGGACUGUCAUCAGAGUGGGCCGCAUGCAAAAGACGGCCACUGUGUUGGUAUCACGUUGGGCGUCCCACAAGCUGACCGGCAAGGUGCUGAGCAUCACGGCAAACGCCUGUUCCAAAUUCUGAACUGUCUGCAGCGAAUGGAGAGGUCCAAAAAGUAUCACACGCAUGAUGAACACAACAGUGAGUCGGACGUAUCCGGCGCUUCGCCAGCACUAACUACGCGCGCGCGCACCGCCAGCCUUACGCAUGGACGACGUGGUCUUAAUUCGCAACUGCCCUCGCAUUACCAAGACGAAACACUUCAGACUCGAGCGGGUGCUGCAGAGUCCGGAGAAGGAACGGGAAGCCCGCAGGGCGGCGCUCGGUCACGCAGCAGCAGCAGCACCCGUCGCAGAGAUCCCCCCAAAAGCUUAAUCCACUCUCCCUCUGCGCGAAAGGCUGCCCCUCUUCAUGCCGUGAUGGCUGGCGCGGUCGUAUUCGGAGAGGCGGCCUGCUGGGCUUGCUGGAAGGCGGCUUGGAUCUCGACAAGCUAGGAGUGGUACAAUAUGAAGCAGAACGAGUAAUACUGGGCUGAGAAACACACCUCGUUUUUCUUGCUGUUCGACUUGUUUUGAAUAUCCUGUAACUGCGUCUCUACCCGUUUACUGCGCGGAAUCGAUUGAAUGGGAGUCGUCGGAGCGGUCAGUUCAAGCAUGCGUACAUCUCGCUCUUGAUGAACUCCAG
Molecule: messenger RNA, 2623 nt
Organism: Mycena citricolor
Lineage: Eukaryota; Fungi; Basidiomycota; Agaricomycetes; Agaricales; Mycenaceae
Source: the annotation of a GenBank genome assembly